CCUUAUGGAGUGGGCUACUCUAGCCUCCUCUUACGUCUCACUGAACUUUGUGGUCACUCCCACAAACGAAUUCGUGUUUUCUUACUAACUUCCCAGCAGUUUUCAUACCAAACGUUACACAUCGUAGAGGUGGAAAAUACAGUCAAAUCUGAUUGAAGAGUUCAUCACUUUUUCAACCUGAGUCCUUGAACCAUAUCUUUCUGUGCGCUUGUUCUACAUUCCAACUGCGAGUGAAAGUUACGCAAGACCCAACAUGGACGAGGCAGAGAAGUACCAGCAGAGAGUGCAGGCUAUAGAGGACAAGCGACGUAAGCAGCAGGACGACGAGAAAGCAAAGAGGGAGAUGGAGGAGGAGUGGCUGAUGCAGGCCCAGCACAAGCGGAAGUCCUUGAGGGACCAGUGGCUGAGCGAGAACCCUCAGCCUGUCCCUGGGCGCAGCGCUGAGGACUACACAGAGGAGUUGCCAACUGGUGAGGAUAUAGUGGAGGUCAUUGAAUCCACAAGCUACACAGUCACCAAUGCCCAGAGUCACAAUCAGGCUGACAUUGAAGAGGGUGGGAUACAAGACAUCAUCAGAGCUGCUGGGGGUCAGCUCCCUGGGCCAGUAAUGGAGAGGGUUCUCCAUGAGAAUGGACUGGAAGGUCGAUCAGUGCUGGGGAUGGUUGCAGUGCAGGUGGAGAGGGAUUCAAAGACAGGGGUCACCAAGAUCAGGUCUGUGGUGCCCGUGUCUGGAGCACCCAGGGCCUUGGGGGAGACGGUGUUCAAUGACAGCAGGAAGAGCGUCCACCACGUCGGCAGGGCAGAAGGACAGCCUUCUGCUGAGGAGCUGGGACAGCUCCUUAGUGUCAUCAACGAUGUCGGGAUGCAAGUGCUGCUGGAUGAGAUCCCAGUUGUACCACAACAGAAGGCAGAGGAGAAGAUAGAGGUUGGUGGUGGGAUGGAAGAGGAGGUGGACAAUGUGGAGGACCCUGCCACACCUACAUCCCUGGGCUACACUGAGGAAAAGGUUGAGGAUCUGGUCUGUGAGGAUGAUGAGAUGGACAAGGAGACAGGAGUAGGUCAGGUAGACCUUGUGGAGGGCACUGUCACACUGACCUUCCUGGGCUACACUGAGGUAAAGUCAGAGAGCGAGGGUCUGGGCCAUGAGGAUGAUAGAGAGUUGGUGGAGGUAGAGCGGGUGAUCAUUUCUGACGCGGGUGAGGAGGAGAUUGUUCUUCAGUCUCCUGUUCUUGGGUCUGAGACUGAACCCUUCCUGGGCUGCACUGAGCAAAAGGUUGAGGCUGUGGGGCAUGAGGAUGAUGAGGAGGACGUGAGUGGAUUGGUUGUCUUUGUGGAGGGCCCUGUUCCACCUGUCAUCCUGGGCUACACUCAGGAAGAGGUUGAGGAUCUGGGACAUGAGGAUGAUCCCCCCAGACCAACCCCACGCCACAGAGCCGAGGAAACAGGAAAGAGGGCAUCCAAACACAAUACCAAGUGCUGCUCUAUCAUGUGAUUCUGCACAUGAUAGAGCAUCACCCCCCCAUUCCUCUAAGCUAUGCCACUCAUGAUGAAUGGACUGUAUGCUUGGCCUAAAUCUACAACAUUGUCUAAAUUGCACAGGAUGUGCUCCAGAGAGGCGUGCCUUUGCUCCUCAUCUAAAAUGUCACUGGUAUCCUGAGACUACAGUCCCACAUGGCUUGUGUCAUGGAGUGUUUACUGUUAUCCUCCUCUCUUCAAACAGCUCUGUGAACAGACUCCAGUGUGACUGUUACAAAGCCCUUCUGCCUCCUGCUGGACACAGUUCAGUAAUGCAACUAGGUUUUACUGCCAAAAUCCCAGCAGCACUCAUCUCCCGCUCCUCUGCCUUUGUGAUUGGUUGUAUCAGCCAAAAAAAAGUACUCAGCACUAUGUCCUCUAGGAAUGAAGAAUAUAAAGAAUAGAUGAAGAAUACAACAACCACUGAUCUGUUUCUUUUUGGAAAUAGAUUUUUAAAUAUUAAUCUCAGAAAUGCCUGAUGUGCCUAUUUCAAUUUCAAUGGCAAAUAACCAUUUUGUUCUCUACUUUUAGAGUGUCCUCAUCAAUAAUACAAAUGUAAUGGUUAUGAAUAUGAUACUGUAUUCCGUCAGUGACCAAAACAGUCUGUUAAAGAAGGGUUGGAUGCCAUUAAAUCUAUUCAGUGCGGUUUGUAUGUGUAAGUGUGUUUGAUAGUUGAAUUUUGAUUUAGCCAUGUCUGUUAAUGAAGGUGGAUUUUAAAAAAAAUGGAAUGUGUGUGUGAUUAUCAAAACAAAAUAUAUUUCAUAUUCUUAAGAUUUUUGUUUGUCUCGUUCUUUCCUUUUGAUCAGCAGUAGCAACAUUCCUGUCAGGACGUUCAUGUAUAGGACUCUUUAUUGCAAAUGAGCUGUGACAUACCAUUAAAGACACGCUACGGAA
This is a messenger RNA of Salvelinus fontinalis (brook trout), 2409 nucleotides long. RefSeq names its product paralemmin-2-like. The coding region runs from base 254 to 1492 and encodes 412 amino acids. The record is from RefSeq and is a predicted model, not a curated record. NCBI's taxonomy places the organism in Eukaryota, Metazoa, Chordata, Actinopteri, Salmoniformes, Salmonidae. The transcript has 8 exons.